AUGCCAGCCACUCAGUUAGUUGUAGCAAGCAAAUUGUCGCCAGCUCCCGGUCUACACAUCAUCCAUGUCAAAGAACUAAAAAAUCCUCCAGUACAGCUGCUAAAACCGCCGUUUGUUGAAGACAGUAAUGAUUCACGUGAAACCGGUAAAGAUCAACGAAUGUCCACACCAUUUUCUCAAUCAUCUGUCAACAACAUGUGCAUUAAUAACAGUAGUGGUUCUCAUGUAAGCAUUAUUAAUAACGGAAGCUAUGCAACCAAUGCAUGUGAUAGAACUCAAAGAAAACAGUAUCCCGUGAGUAGCUUUGACUGUAUCAUACUUGAUGGCGAGUUCGAUGUUCAAUUAAGUCAUUCGUAUGAAAAACAAUCAGUGGUGGAGAUUGAAACGCAUGAGAGUCUUCACACCUCAAGAUGCAUUCAAACUGUGGUUGAAAAUAACACGCUCGGCAUACGACUUGGUAGCUGCAGCUAUUCUGUUAUGAAAGUUUUCAUUCAAAUGCCAAGCUUACGUUGCUUAACCGCGAACGGUUCAGGACAAAUCGUUUCCACCAAUACGCUUCUUUCAGCGGCCGACACGCUACAACUUUUUCUCCACGGUUCGUCAAAUGUAAAUUUAGCAGUGGAUGUCAAUAGCCUACAAGCGCGUCUACAUGGCUCUGGCUCAUUGAAGCUUCGAGGCAGAGUACAAAAUAUAUUGCAGCUUGAAAGUCAUGGAUCUGGGGCGUUUGAUGGUACACAUUGUGCUGCUGAAGUUGCAAAAGCUAAUCUUCAGGGCUCCUGUACAGCCUAUAUAGUUGGCGUAAAAGCCAUUCAUCUGUCAGUUGGUGGUGUGUCAAACGCUUUUUACCGCGGACCCUUAAAAGAACGCCAUGUAGCGGGUAGCGGUCUGGCAAGACUAUUUUAA
This is a messenger RNA of Adineta ricciae, 903 nucleotides long. The record is from the annotation of a GenBank genome assembly. Lineage: Eukaryota; Metazoa; Rotifera; Eurotatoria; Adinetida; Adinetidae.